GUGAUUUUAUGUCAGAAGAAGACUAAAAAAACCUGCAAAAUCAAAUCCUCGCAAGACUCGGUGAGACCGGAGAAGAAGCCAAAGCAGAGAGAGUGAGAGAGAUAGAGAGAUUCUCCGGUGAUAACAUUGAAGCUGUGGGAGCAAUGUAUCCGUCUGGUCAUCAGAUUUCGUUUCAGAGCACUCCUUCGAAUGUUCGAGAUCCAUCACCGAUGAUGAUGGGGUCGGACCAAUCUUCACCAGUUCCAAGAAAUGAAACUCAGAAUGGAGGAGUAGGAGGAGGAGGCAUUGCUCAAGCUGAGUUUGCUAUUUUCAAUUCCAAGAGGCUUCAGUCUGAUCUUGAAGUUAUGGGUAACAAAAUCAAACAGCAUGAGGAUAAUCUCAAGUUUCUCAAGGCUCAGAAAACCAAAUUGGAUGAAGCAAUCCUCGACUUGCAAGUUCAUAUGAGCAAGCUUCAUUCGUCUCCUGCUCCUACAAGUGAAAACUCUGAUGCCAAUCUUCAAGGUGAAGAUAUUAAUGAACAGAUCCUUCGCCACGAAAAAUCAGCUGCUGGAGUUUUAGGUCUAGUUGAGACUAGUCAUGGCGCUCAGGCUUCUCAGUGGAUGCAGACAAAAGGUGUUGUUGGUGUUGUAGCGAAACUUGCGAAGGUCAAUGAUGAGAACCUCAGCCAGAUUCUGUCAAAUUAUUUAGGGACGCGCUCGAUGUUGGCAGUUGUAUGCAAGAAUUAUGACAAUGUUACAGCUUUAGAGAGUUAUGACAACCAAGGCAACAUUGAUAGAAAUGCUGGCCUUCACGGACUUGGCGCUUCAAUUGACAGAACGAUUGAAGACAAUUUUGAUGUCAUCUGCCUUGAGAACCUGAGGCCGUAUGUUGGUCAGCACAUAGCUGAUGAUCCGCAAAGAAGGCUUGAUCUUCUGAAACCAAAAUUGCCUAAUGGUGAGUGUCCUCCCGGGUUUCUCGGAUUUGCAGUGAAUAUGAUACAAAUCGAUCCAGCGUACUUGCUCUGUGUCACAUCAUAUGGAUAUGGUCUUCGUGAGACCUUGUUCUACAGUCUAUUCUCCCGCCUUCAAGUUUACAAAACAAGGGUCGAUAUGAUUAGUGCCCUCCCAUGCAUAAGUGAUGGUGCAGUAUCUUUGGAUGGAGGAAUCAUCAGGACACCGGGGAUCAUCAACCUUGGAAACCGUGAUCAGGUGAACGUGAGAUUUGCAAAGCCAAUUGCUUCACACACAAUGGACAACUAUAAUGAGACAGAAAAGAAAAUGAAAGAGCUGAAAUGGAAGAAGGACAAAACGCUGGAGGACAUGAAGCGAGAGCAAGUGCUCCGUGAGCAUGCUGUCCUCAACUUUGGCAAGAAGAAAGAAGAGUUUGUUCUAUGCUUGACUCAGAGUUCAUCGGCAAAUUAGGUCGUGAGACUUAUUCUCAUGUCUCUUCUAUCAUACAAAUGAACACACCCAGAUAGAAGGAGAGCAAGCAAAGACGCAUGGAACUCUAAGUGACAGUGACCCUUCCUCCUGAAGGAAUCCUAUUUUCACUAUAAAAAGUUGUUUCCAAGCUUAACUUUUGAUGUUUUUCCAUGGAAAUCCUCUUCUUAUCAGAGAGAUGAUAUAGAUUUUAAAUAAAUUUUCUGGAAGGGUAGUAAAACGGUUUGGUAUAGAAAGGUUAGCUUCGGUUCUGCGUUUCUAGUCUUUUUAUUUGUUUUGGUUUUGACUUGACCGUGUGUGUAUAUAAUCUAUAAUUUUCUAGGCUU
This is a messenger RNA of Camelina sativa (false flax), 1744 nucleotides long. Lineage: Eukaryota; Viridiplantae; Streptophyta; Magnoliopsida; Brassicales; Brassicaceae. The record is from RefSeq and is a predicted model, not a curated record.